GAAAGCGAGCCCCCAGGCGGGGCUGCAAGCACAACACGCGGGCGGCGGGGAGGGCUUAAGAGAGGGGCGAAGCGGCCGCGGCGGAGGGGAGGGUCUCAGCUUGCCUCGCCUUCCCUCUUACGGCAGCCCCUUCGGGCGCCGCCUCUAGACUUCCAGCGCUGCCUCCCAGCGCCGACUGGAACUUCAGCCGCCGCGGAGCAUGGAGCGCUUCUCGGGCCACCGCGCUCUGGUGACGGGCGCGGGCAAAGGGAUCGGCAGGGCCGUAGCAGUACGGUUGAGCCACGCGGGGGCUCGGGUAGUGGCGGUGAGCCGGACCCCGACGGAUCUCGAGAGCCUACAAAAAGAGUGCCCAGGUAUCCAGACUCUGUGUGUUGACCUUGGAGACUGGGAGGCUACAGAGGCUGCAUUAAGCACAGUGGAAGAUAUUGAUCUGUUAGUGAAUAAUGCUGCUGUAGCAGUUCUGCAGCCAUUCCUAGAGGUGACUAAGGAGGCCUUUGACAGAUCUUUCAAUGUCAAUCUUCGGGCUGUGUUGCAUGUCUCCCAGAUUUUUGCCCAGAAACUGAUUGCCAGAGGAGCACCAGGAGUUAUUGUGAAUGUCUCAAGCCAGUCUUCCCAACGGGCUAUAUUAGAUCACACUGUUUAUUGUGCAACCAAGAGUGCCUUGGAUAUGCUGACAAAGUCAAUGGCUCUAGAAUUAGGUCCCCAUAAGAUUCGGGUAAAUUGUGUGAACCCCACAGUUGUCAUGACAGACAUGGGACGUCUCAACUGGAGGGAUCCCCAGAAAGCUGGAUCUAUGCUUAGCCGCAUCCCCCUGGGAAAAUUUGCAGAAUUGCUUUCAGCCAUCCUUCAUGCAUCUAUCCUUACAGAAGUGGAUGAUGUGGUAAAUGGCAUUCUGUUCUUGUUGAGCGACCAAAGCAACAUGACCACUGGUGCCAUGCUGCCCAUUGAUGGAGGAUUCCUCUCCUGCUAGAAUACCAUCCUGGGUAAAUUCCUUGGGGAUGAAUAUCUACUCUGUGUGAUUUAUCCUGUUCAGUCAUUCUGAAAAUACUGAAGAAUCAUGAAAUGGAACAAUUUGAUUGAUUAAUUGAUA
Messenger RNA from Python bivittatus (Burmese python), 1090 nucleotides. RefSeq names its product dicarbonyl and L-xylulose reductase (gene DCXR). The record is from RefSeq and is a predicted model, not a curated record. Gene Ontology annotation, molecular function: carbonyl reductase (NADPH) activity; L-xylulose reductase (NADPH) activity. NCBI's taxonomy places the organism in Eukaryota, Metazoa, Chordata, Lepidosauria, Squamata, Pythonidae. Gene Ontology annotation, biological process: glucose metabolic process; xylulose metabolic process.